Messenger RNA from Drosophila gunungcola (fruit fly), 815 nucleotides. RefSeq names its product vacuolar protein sorting-associated protein 28 homolog (gene Vps28). Lineage: Eukaryota; Metazoa; Arthropoda; Insecta; Diptera; Drosophilidae. Gene Ontology annotation, molecular function: protein-containing complex binding. The record is from RefSeq and is a predicted model, not a curated record. Gene Ontology annotation, biological process: protein transport to vacuole involved in ubiquitin-dependent protein catabolic process via the multivesicular body sorting pathway. Gene Ontology annotation, cellular component: ESCRT I complex.
AUUUUAAUUGCAAUGCGGUACGGUCACACUGCCUGGCAAAAUCUUUUUGUGAAUCAUUGUUUUUUUUUUAAAACCUGAUAAAUUUUAAGCCAAACCCAGGAUGCAGGAUCAGAGUCCCGAGCUGUACGAGGAGGUGAAGCUCUUCCGGAACGCCCGUGAGCGCGAGCGGUACGACAACAUGGCCGAUCUGUACGCAAUCACCAACACCAUCCAGCAGCUGGAAAAGGCCUACAUCCGCGACUGCAUUACGCCGCAGGAAUACACGGCCGCCUGCUCCAAAUACCUGGUCCAGUACAAGGUGGCCUAACAGGUGCAGUGCGACGAGUUUCCCACGGUGGAGACGUUCGUCAAGAAGUUCCGGCUGGACUGCCCGGCGGCGCUGGAGCGGAUUCGCGAGGAUCGACCCAUUACCAUACGCGACGACAAGGGCAACACCUCCAAGUGCAUCGCCGAAAUCGUGUCGCUUUUCAUUACCAUCAUGGACAAGCUGCGCCUGCAGAUCAACACCAUGGACGCCCUGCAGCCGGACGUUAAGGAUCUGGCCGACAAUAUGAACCGCCUGUCCCUCAUACCGGAGGACUUCGAUGCCAAGCUGAAGGUGGAGAAGUGGCUGGGCAGCCUAAACGAGAUGCAGGCCUCCGACGAACUGAGCGAGGGGCAGGUGCGCCAGUUCCUCUUCGACCUGGAGUCGGCCUACGCCGACUUCAAUAAGCUGCUGCACAGCCAGUAGCGGACAGCUUUUCAUUGUUUACAUGUAUUUUUAAGUUUGAAUAGCUUAUUCCGAAUUAAACGCGUUUUACAUAUACCUAACCAUA